AUGUCCUCUACUUGUGUUGCUGAAUCUUCUUCUUCUCCUUCUAUCACUUCUAUCACCCUUACGGCAUCCGUAUCUACUGAUGUCCCUAUUGCCAUAACUAUUCCCCCUGAAAUAUUCAUUAAAAUAUGUGAACAUUUGCCUCCUUCUGAUCUUUUAUCAUUGACUGGUGUUUGUAAAAGGUUUCGUGGAUUCUUAUGUUCUCCAGAAUCUUUAAUAACACAAGAUAUCUGGCGUACUUCAAGAGUCUGUUUCUUACCUGGCCUUCAAUUGCCUCCUCCUGAUGGAAUGUAUGAAGAAGAAUACAUUAGAUUUGCAAAUUUGUUGACUCGUUGUCAAUAUUGUACUUCUCAAAAAAUGGUCAAAGUUUAUUGGCAAUUCUUGGUUAGAUGUUGUCAAGAGUGUCUAUUAAAAAAUACAACCCCUAUCAUUUAUAACAAAGAUCAUAAUUGGAUGACUGAUAGCGUUCUCACUGGCUUAGUUUACGUUAGGCAUAACAAUCAAAUUCUUUUUUGGACGCCUGAUAUAAAAUCAUCAUAUAGAGAAUAUGAAGUCAUUAGCGGCAAUCACUACAUGAAAUGGAUUGCCGACCGAAAAUCAAAACAGAGUAAUAAAUUAUUAGGUGCUGCUACAGCUGAUACCACAACCAAUAUUGCAACUGUCAGCGCAUUAGGUGUUGAUGUUGAUCCAAGACAAUUUGCUCUCUCACAAAUCCGUAUCACUGGUACGAGGUCAAGUGUUUCUUCAGCGGUAUCAGCGUUACAACAUUUUAGUCAUAUCGAUACCCUUGACAUUAUGAUAAUGGAUUCCCCUUAA
Messenger RNA from Scutellospora calospora, 813 nucleotides. The record is from the annotation of a GenBank genome assembly. Lineage: Eukaryota; Fungi; Glomeromycota; Glomeromycetes; Diversisporales; Gigasporaceae.